AUGGCUCAUAGUGACCGACCAGCCGGCCUGAUUACCAACAAGGGCCUGGAGCUCCUGACAUUUGGCACGCCCAAUGGUAUAUUGUAUCUCUCUUCGCUCAUUAGUUCAUCUAAGGUUAUUUCCCUACUGACAUAUUUUGUAGGCCUGAAGAUUUCGAUACUGCUUGAGGAGCUGAAGGAAACAUAUGGCACAGAGUACACCUUCCAAAAUAUCGAUAUUUUCCAGAACGUCCAGAAGGACCCGUGGUUUACCAAGCUCGGACCAAAUGGGCGCAUUCCAGUCCUUAUCGACCACGACAACGGUGGAUACGCCAUCAUGGAAGGCGUAGCCAUUCUAAAUUACCUGACGCGGCACUACGACCCAGAGCACAAGUUUUGCUUCAAGGACCCGCUUGAUACCUGUACCGCCGAGCAGUGGAUGUCGUGGCAGCAUGGUAAUCUAGGCCCCAUGCAAGCCCAGGCUAACUUCUUCUAUCGCUUUCACCCCGAUCGCUAUGCCUUUUCGACCCAACGUUUUGUGGGUGAGACAGAGCGCCUCUAUGGUGUGCUCGAUACCCGACUUGCGGACCGUAACUACCUCGCUGGCCCAGGGGGCGGGAAGUACAGCUUAGCCGACAUCGCCAUUUGGCCUUUUAUUAACGCUUCUGCGGUUACCGGCAUUGAACUCGAAAACUUCCCUCAUGUGUACAAGUGGUGGAAUCGUAUUAGCGAGCGCCCAGCUGUGCAGAAGGGCAAUAUGGUACCAAGUGGGCAAGAAUUCCCGUAUGGGUUGAAGGUGCUCCAGCGACAGGCAAAGGAGGAUCCGCAGGGGAUGGAGGAGAGGGAAAGGCCGUUAAGGGAGGCCUUAGAGAAGGCGCAAAAGGAAUUUGGAUAUGUUUACCAGAGCCCUUGA
Molecule: messenger RNA, 891 nt
Organism: Penicillium angulare
Lineage: Eukaryota; Fungi; Ascomycota; Eurotiomycetes; Eurotiales; Aspergillaceae
Product: glutathione S-transferase family protein
Exons: 2
Coding region: 1-891 (296 amino acids)
Source: RefSeq, a predicted model, not a curated record